UUCAAAUUGUUUACAAAAUGGCUGCGCCCAAGAAAAAAGUUGUAACAAAAGACGAUUUGAGAAGGUUUAUGAAAGAAAAACAGUCGCACGUUAAAGCAUCUUCUAAAGUUGAUCACCCAUUAGCAAAAUACAACAGUCUUAACCAGUUAAUUUGUGUGCUUUGUAGUAAUGUUAUUAAAAAUGAUUUACUUUGGCAAGCACACAUACUGAGCAAGCAACACAAAGAGAAAGUUUUAGCACUAAAGACACAAGGGCCAGCCAAACCGGAGCAUUUGUUGCCGCCAUCUGCCAAAAGAAAAGGGGAUGAACCAGAAGAGCCUGAUAGUAAAAAAGUUAAAACAGGUUUGAAGCCACCAGAGACUGAUCAAGAGGAUGUGAAAGAAAGAGCAAGAGCAGCAUUUUUGGCUGGUUAUUCAUCAUCAUCUGAAGAUGAUGAUGAUGAUGAGGAACAGGAAGAAAAAGAUGACUUGGAUACCAACAGUAACAAAACAACGACACAACAAACACCAGCCAAAACAGUCACAGCAUCCUCUUCUGAAAAUGGCCUUCCUGCUGACUUCUUUGAUUCUGAAGUGGAACCAACAGAAGCAGAGGCAGCCCACAGUAAAACAAUGUCAGAAAUCCUCCCAGAAGGAUUUUUUGAUGACCCAAAGUUGGAUGCAAAAGUUAGAAAUGUUGAGUACAAAGAUAAAGAUGAAGCAGAGUGGGAGUUGUUUCAAAAAGCCAUUAAGGAAGAAGCUCAUGUGUCUGAAGUUAUUAUAGAAGAAGAAGAUGAACAAGUGAAUAUUGUCAGAAAAAUUGAUGAGAUAGAUGACCAAAUUUUGCGGUGGCAAGAAGUUGAAAACUUGCAUGUGAAAAAAGAAAUAAUACUAAAAAGUUCCAAGAAUGAUGGAGCAAAGAAAACAGAUAGUGAUGAUGAGGUUGAUGAAGAUGAGUUGGACCAAAUUCUGGACUGGAGGGUGAAAAGUCAUUGAUCACAUGUUACAUGGUGUCACUGCUAGCUUUGGUUUUAUCUUCUCUCUCAAAGUCAACUUACCAUCAAUACUAGAUCUAGAAUAACUAAAAAUAUUACUAUUGAUCAGUAAAUAGUAUGGUUGUAAGCUGUUUAAUAAUGCAGUAAGUGUAAGCUUGGCUUAUUUCUUUCAAUGACCGACUGAACUAGGUGCACUUGGUCCUCACAGAGUAUAAUAUUAAGUGGACAAAUUUAUCAAUGUAAAGUGUAAGUUGAUGGUUAAGUUUGCACACUAAUUGUCACUUUACAUGGUUAUGUUUGGCUAUGUAUUGUACAAAAAUGUGUGUUUCUAAUUAUUUGUAUAUGGUUAUGUACAGUUUAUGUAUUACAUGCCUGUUAUUAAAUUUGGCAAUUUUAUGAAUGAAUCUAGUUUGCAAGAAGGUUGAAAGUCUCAAGUUUCUUGUAUACAUUUGUACUAAAUAAACUUGCAAUAAUUAUUUUUUUUAAGUAAUAAUAAGUUAUGCUAUUAAAAGAUGUAAACAAU
Molecule: messenger RNA, 1496 nt
Organism: Physella acuta
Lineage: Eukaryota; Metazoa; Mollusca; Gastropoda; Physidae
Product: zinc finger protein 830
Biological process (GO): mitotic DNA damage checkpoint signaling; mitotic DNA replication checkpoint signaling; nuclear DNA replication
Cellular component (GO): spliceosomal complex; nucleus
Molecular function (GO): zinc ion binding; nucleic acid binding
Source: RefSeq, a predicted model, not a curated record